AUGGCGGAAUCGGUGGAGCUUCCGAGUCGACUCGGUAUCCUUCCUUUCAAAAACAAGGUCCUCUUACCAGGCGCCAUCAUUCGAAUUCGCUGCACUUCACCCAGCAGUGUCAAAUUGGUGGAGCAAGAGUUAUGGCAGCGUGAAGAGAAGGGAUUAAUUGGUAUUCUUCCCGUUCGAGAUGCUGCUGAGGCGGCUUCAGUGGCUCCUGUGUUGUCUCAAGGUGUGGGAAGUGAAUCUGGAGAACGAGGCUCGAGAGUUCAAGUUAGUACAUCUGAUUCUCACAGGCCAGAUGGAAAAAAUCAGCAGGAAGUUAUUCAUUGGCAUACCAGGGGAGUUGCUGCACGUGCUUUACAUCUCUCAAGAGGAGUUGAGAAGCCGAGUGGGAGGGUUACAUAUGUAGUCGUCCUUGAAGGUUUGUGUAGAUUCAGUGUCCAGGAACUUAGCACAAGAGGAACAUAUUAUACUGCACGGAUAUCUCCUCUUGAAAUGACAAAGUCUGAGAUGGAGCAAGUGGAGCAAGAUCCCGAGUUCAUAACAUUGUCUCGCCAGUUCAAGGCAACUGCUACAGAGCUGAUUUCUGUUCUUGAGCAGAAACAAAAAACUGGAGGAAGAACAAAAGUUCUUCUGGAGACAGUUCCAGUUCACAAGUUGGCAGAUAUCUUUGUUGCCAGCUUUGAGAUAAGUUUUGAGGAGCAACUGUGUAUGCUGGACUCAGUUGAUCUGAAAGUGAGACUUUCGAAAGCCACUGAGUUGGUUGACAGGCAUUUGCAGUCCAUACAUGUAGCAGAGAAGAUUACUCAAAAAGUUGAGGGUCAAUUAUCGAAAUCGCAAAAGGAAUUUCUUUUGCGUCAGCAGAUGAGAGCUAUAAAAGAGGAGCUUGGGGACAAUGAUGAUGAUGAAGACGAUGUAGUUGCCCUGGAAAGAAAGAUGCAAAGUUCAGGAAUGCCUUCAAAUAUCUGGAAGCAUGCACAGAGGGAGUUGAGGAGGCUGAAAAAGAUGCAACCCCAGCAACCUGGAUAUAAUAGUUCACGUGUUUACCUAGAGCUUCUUGCUGAUCUUCCCUGGCAGAAGGCCAGUGAAGAGUAUGAAUUAGAUUUAAGGGUUGCAAAAGAACGUCUGGACAGUGAUCACUAUGGAUUAGAUAAGGUCAAGCAGCGGAUUAUUGAAUAUCUGGCUGUUCGCAAGCUUAAACCAGAUGCCAGAGGCCCUGUGUUGUGCUUUGUCGGCCCACCAGGUGUUGGGAAAACAUCUUUGGCAUCAUCUAUUGCUGCUGCUUUGGGCAGAAAAUUUAUACGCAUAUCCCUUGGUGGCGUUAAGGAUGAGGCUGAUAUUCGAGGGCAUAGGAGGACAUACAUUGGAAGCAUGCCGGGGAGACUCAUUGAUGGAGUAAAGAGAGUUGCUGUUUGCAAUCCAGUCAUGCUACUAGAUGAAAUUGAUAAGACAGGUUCUGAUGUACGUGGUGAUCCCGCUUCAGCUCUACUGGAGGUUCUUGAUCCAGAACAAAAUAAAACAUUCAAUGAUCACUAUUUGAAUGUUCCUUUCGACCUUUCAAAGGUGAUUUUUGUGGCAACUGCAAAUAGGGUGCAGCCUAUUCCUCCACCACUCUUGGACAGGAUGGAAGUUAUCGAGCUGCCUGGAUAUACACCUGAAGAAAAGCUGAAGAUAGCUAUGCACCAUUUAAUUCCACGAGUUCUUGAUCAGCAUGGUUUGACUUCUGAGUUUCUCAAAAUUCCGGAGGCCAUGGUGAAACUUGUCAUUCAGGGGUACACUAGAGAAGCUGGUGUUCGGAAUCUGGAGAGAAACUUGGCUGCUUUGGCUCGUGCAGCAGCUGUAAGAGUUGCAGAGCAAGAACCAGCUGUCUCUCCGAUCAAAGAUGUGCAUUCGCUUGCUUCACCACUUCUUGAAAACAGACUUGCUGAUGGAGCUGAAGUGGAAAUGGAGGUUAUUCCAAUGGGUGUGAAUAAUCAUGAUAUAUCAAGCACUUUCAAGAUUGCUUCGCCAUUGACUGUGGAUGAGGAUAUGCUGGAAAAAGUAUUAGGGGAUAGGUUGCUUCAGCUUAUUGUUAGGUAG
Messenger RNA from Prunus armeniaca (apricot), 2070 nucleotides. The record is from the annotation of a GenBank genome assembly. Lineage: Eukaryota; Viridiplantae; Streptophyta; Magnoliopsida; Rosales; Rosaceae.